CUCCAGACGGCUUCAGAAACCACGAUGGGGCCCCCAAAACCGGCCCAAAACAUGAUUGACUGGCUCUUGGUUUACCUGAAAUGCCCCCAAAACCCCUUGAAAUGUCGCAAUUUGAAGUGCAAUCUGAAAAUUUUCUUUGGGGCUGCCGCCCCCGGGCCGGCUUGCGCGGAACAGAAGGGGAUUGCCAGGAUUUGUGGCUGCCUGCCACAGAGCAGCUGUCCGGCAUGUGCUGUUGGACACGUAAGACGAAUGCAAGCCUUGCACACAAAAAAACCCUUGUAAAAUGCUGCAAUUUGAGGACCGAUAUGCGAAAUUUUCUCAACAGAAAUAGUACACAUUAUGCAUUAUAACGCCCGUAAGCCCCAUAACGGUUCAAUCGACACUGCCAGCUUCAUGAAAAGCACAGCUGUUGGAUCCAAUAAUAAACUGUCCUCAAUCUCCUAAUACAGCUACCUUAGUCCACAGGCUGCCUCAUACCUAUUUGUGCAUGUUACGCAAGCCUCAGAAUGCAGGCCCACGCCGCCUGCAACGUUAGGGUCGCCGAGGGCAUUUCGUCGCUGUUUGGCAAGGAAGCGAACUCAGACUGCAGAAUUGUCUUUCGCUUAGAGCAUCAUGAUAACGAACGCGACUACGGGACUCAGUCGGGGCGCAAGCGCGAACGCGAGGACGAUGUUGACAACUCGACUGUUGGCGAGCCGCUUCCCGCGCACUCGUUCGUGCUGCGCUUUGCCAGCGACAAACUAGCGGCACAGCUGGAGUGGCCCGCCAAGACGGCUACUGGCGCCAAUGAACAGGAGCGGCCAGCAGCAAAGAAGGCGAAGGGCAAGGGGCGGAAGGCAGCGGCCAAGCCCUGUGCUGCGGAGGAGCAGCAGCGGCCGUCGCCGCCUGUUGUGGAGGUGCGGCGGCAGGCGGCCUACCUGCAGAUGGAGGGCUGCGUGGAGGCGUGCGCGGCGGCGGUGCGGGAGAAGCUGACAGCGGCGGGGGCGGAGGCGGUACCAGCGGGAACGGCUGCGGCUAGCGCUACGGCGCAGUCAGUCGCGCAGACGCCAGCCGCAGCAGCAGCAAAGGCCGUACUCGAGCUGUACCGCUGCACAGACGUGUGGCCUGACCCCGCGGACGACGCCGCGUUUGCGGCACUGCUGACGGAGGCCAAGCGGCGGCUGGUGGCGCACCUUGGCGAUGCGUUGGCGGUGCUAAACGACCAGACCCUGUAUGACCAGAUGCGGGCUCUGCCGGCUGUGGGCCUGGAGGCUCUGCUUGAGAGCGACGACUUCGGCACAGACAGCGAGAGCAGCGUGGUGCUGCUGCUGGCGGAGUGGAUGGAAGCCGCCGACAACUUCAGCCGCACCGAUGCGGCGACGCGGCGGCGGCUGUGCGGGCUGCUGCGGCUGGCGCAGUGCAGCAAGACCUAUCUCGCCUGGGUGCUGCCCGUGCUGGCCGCGCGCCACCUGAAAAGUCCGCAGCAACCGCACGGCUGGUUCGCCGUCAGCCCGGAGGCGGUGACAUGCGUCAGCAACUUCGCCGCGGCGACGGAGGAGGAAACGCAAGCGCUCACUGCCUCCGGUGACCUGGUUCCACUGCUGCAGCCGUACACAGACACGUGGUUGAGUACAAAACGCUGGCGCCAGUGCCUGCCCGCCGCCGGGCGGACCUUCGACUUCAACAUUAGCCUGACGGCCUUGGAGCAGCAGGAGCAGACACUCGCCAGCAUGGCUCCGGGAUCAGCCUGGUGGAUCACUGGUGUUGUGCCAGGGGCACCCACAAGCGGCCGCGUUGUCGCUUUGGGCCUCGAUUGGAGUGGAUUCCUGCAUCGGAAGAAGGGCCAGGACGCCGCGGCAGGCUGCUUCGCAAUCGUCAACAUGCCGCGGGUCCUGCGGCAGCCCGGGCUGGACGAGGCACGGCUCAUGUCCGCCGCGGUCACCGCAUUCCCCCGGAUGCGCCUAACAGUGUACAGCGGUAGCGCUGCCGGCGGCGAGCAGAGGAAGAAGGCCUGGGAGAGUAAGCCGGGCGGUGUCUCGAGCAUGGGCGUCGGGCGGGGGGGCAAGGGCUGCCUGCCGCUGCUCCCUGUCUCCGCCUCGGCGCAGCAGUCGGGUGGGGCGGUUGCGGCCCGGUGGGCUGCCUACCUUCAUGGCGGCCAAAUUAGAUGUGCCCUGACGCUGCUUCCGCCCUGACACAGCUUGAAGAACGGCGGGCGCCGGUCAGGGUGUGGUUAGGAUGAAGGGGCGGGCGGAGCGCCAGGAACGAUGUGUGCCAAGUACCGUAUUUGUUGUAAUGAGGCAGAUGUACGGAUUGAUGCUACUGUGGCAGACGUGCGGAAUAAUGCUACUUUGGCAUGUGCUUAUUGGAACAUGCUGUCAAGUACCAUAUUGGUACUUCAAUGAAACGUGCGCGUUGUGCUUUUGGUCGCACUAGUUAUGGGGGGGGGGUCAGUGGGCACAAUGUUUGGUUCAGUUUGGAUGGGGCGGCCAGAUGCCGUUGGGGCAGCCAGAUGCAGUGGAAAACUUUGCCUGUGACCACGCUGCAUCUAUGCUGUUACCUUGCGUACCGUAUUAUAUAGGAUGAGCGUUGGUGGAUCUAGGCUGUCAGAAAUCAUUGCAGCGGCUAUAAAGCAUUGAGGGAGCGCAGUGUGAGAGCGUAACCUCAGACCCCAACAAUCGAUUGACAACAGUUUGCAACGUCAAGGCACGAAUGUGGGUGCGGCGGAUAUGGCGUUGAGCAAAGACCAUUGUGAGUUGCAGCCAGCCGUGUGGAUGUUGGUACGUGAGCCUGGGGUGAGGCGAAGUUUCUAUUGCCCGGCCAUGAAGCCUGCAUGUGUAGUGAUGUGACGCCCCGGAAGGAGUGCGAUGGCCGAGCGGAUAGGCUAACGGGCAGGUUGGCGUAGUCAGAUGGCUGAUAUAGCUGAGUCCCGAUUAACAAGUUACACCCAGCCCCUGAAGUGGCGGAACCCAGCGACAAUGAAACAUGGCCAUGCGUCGCCCCCGCGCGCAAAUGAUUACCCGGCCCCGUUACCACUACCGCGUUACUGCGGAGUGCUGACCGUCCCCCAGGGCCCCCGAAAGGAGGGCAGAAGGCCCUCAGGACAUUCAGGGGCCUUGUGAGUUUUUUCCAUGCGUUUUUUUCCAUGCUACGUAUUAGUUGUGUUAAUGCCUAUUGCAUGUAAAUAGGUGGCCUC
Molecule: messenger RNA, 3172 nt
Organism: Chlamydomonas reinhardtii
Lineage: Eukaryota; Viridiplantae; Chlorophyta; Chlorophyceae; Chlamydomonadales; Chlamydomonadaceae
Exons: 4
Coding region: 507-2171 (554 amino acids)
Source: RefSeq, a predicted model, not a curated record